AUGAUAUCGAAUUUCUCUCUAAUUUUCACCUUAAUUGGUGUUAUCACAGCUCCACUUUCAUUUGUGUCUUGUGAAAAAGAUCAUUGGGCUGUCUUAGUGGCAGGUUCAAAUGGGUUCUGGAACUAUAGGCAUUAGGCAGAUGUAUGCCAUGCUUAUCAAAUUCUUAGGAAAAAUGGAAUGCCUGAGGAAAACAUAAUAGUGUUUGCAUACGAUGACAUAGCUAACAACCCCUAGAAUAUUUUUCCUGGACAGAUUUUCAACAAGCCAGACGGAAAAGAUGUAUAUGAAGGAUGCAAGAUUGAUUAUAAGGGCGAUGAUGUUAUACUUGAUAACUUUGUGAAUGUUCUUAAAGGUGAUCAUGAGAAAAUGAAAGGACUAGGAAACGGGAAGGUCCUUAAUAGUACCAAAGAUAGUAAGGUCUUUGUAUAUUUCACUGAUCAUGGGGCAACAGGCAUACUUGGCUUCCCACAAAAAUAUCUCUACGCAGAUGAUUUGAUUUCAAAUCUGACUUAUAUGCACAAGCAAAAUAUGUACAGUGAAUUGGUAUUUUAUGUUGAAGCUUGCGAAUCAGGUUCAAUGUUCCAAGGUCUGCUAGAUCCCGCAUUGAAUAUAUAUGUAAUGACAGCUUCUAAUGCAGAAGAGAGUUCAUGGGGAACAUAUUGCUAUCCUGAUGAUCUUAAGGAUGGCAAGCAUCUUGGUACUUGCCUCGGUGACUUAUUCUCAGUAAACUGGAUGGAAGAUACUGACGCCAAUGAUAUCUUGAAGGAGAGUUUACUCACUUAAUUUGAGACUGUUAAGAAUAAAACUGACUAGUCACAUGUAAUGCAGUAUGGAGAGUUGAAAUUCGUGGAUGAGCCGAUUGGAUACUUCUAAGGUAACUUUGAUCCCAAAACAAUAAAAGCAAUAUUAAAAGAAAAAGACUAAAAUAGCCCAAUUGAUGAGAUUUUUAGAGAUGUUAAGAUAGGACAUAAAGAACAUAAAAAUAAAUAAGGCUUUUGGGAUUCUUUUGUCAGAUCUGUAAAAGAAUUUGUUUUCACGCAACAACCAAUAUAUGAUUAUAAAGUAAUGAAUAAGGGAAGUUAUAAAUCAGAGUAAGAUCAAGAUGAUUUAAAGUAUAGAAGUAGCAUUAACUCACGUGAUAUAAAAUUGCACUAUCUUUAUACCAGAAUAUUCUUAGAUAAUUACGAAUCACCAAUCUAUCAACUUGAUUUGAAUCAAGAACUAAACAACCGAAUGAGAGUUGACUAUGUCUUCGAGCACUUUAAAAAUAGAGUCAAUUAAGACCCUUAAAACAAAAAUGAUAUAAUAGUGCCUAGAUAGUCAGUUUUGCCCAGAAAUUUCGAUUGUUUGAGAUAGUUAGUUGAGGCAUAUGAAGGGUAGUGUGGUCAUCAAAUGGAUGAGUAUGAGAUGUAGUAUGUGAGAUACUUUGUCUAGGCAUGCGAAAAAACUGAAAUGACUGAGGAAAAUAAAAGCCAGAAGAUUCAUGAGUUAAGGGAGAAAAUUAUUGAUACCUGUAAAAUCUCAUUUUGA
Messenger RNA from Stylonychia lemnae, 1530 nucleotides. Lineage: Eukaryota; Ciliophora; Spirotrichea; Sporadotrichida; Oxytrichidae. The record is from the annotation of a GenBank genome assembly.